Messenger RNA from Ilyonectria robusta, 2442 nucleotides. RefSeq names its product MCM2/3/5 family-domain-containing protein. The transcript is spliced from 5 exons. NCBI's taxonomy places the organism in Eukaryota, Fungi, Ascomycota, Sordariomycetes, Hypocreales, Nectriaceae. Gene Ontology annotation, molecular function: single-stranded DNA binding; single-stranded DNA helicase activity; ATP hydrolysis activity. Gene Ontology annotation, cellular component: MCM complex; nucleus. The record is from RefSeq and is a predicted model, not a curated record. Bases 1 to 2442 code for a protein of 813 amino acids. Gene Ontology annotation, biological process: DNA strand elongation involved in DNA replication; DNA replication initiation; double-strand break repair via break-induced replication.
AUGGCGCUGCGCGAAUUCAAGGCCCCCGUCAGCUACGAAAAGCAACAGAAGGCGUUCGAGGUUUUCCUGAGGGACUUCAAGACGUCGCCCGAGCAGACCAUCACGACCGCUCUUGGAAACAUCACCAUCGACGAAGAUGAACUCAGCGACGAGUAUGACUUCAUGGACGAGGACGAGCAGGCGGGGGGGCGCCGUCGCAACGACAAGGAGCGUAGACGACCGCCCCAGCACAAGUACAAAGAAAUGCUGCAAAAGCUUGCCGACCGAACAAUUAUCGAGGCAACGAUCGACUUGGAUGACCUGGUAACGUGGGAGAACCAAAUGGAUGAUGAGGAACACCUAAGACUCGUUGACAGCAUCGAGCUAAACACCAAACACUACGUCGAGAUCGUGUCAAGAGCUGUAGAUGAGUUGUUGCCUCAACCAAGUACAGAAGUGACCUUCAAGGACGACGUGCUCGAUGUUUUGAUGGCACGGCGCCAAGCCAGAAACCGAGAGCUCCAAGAGGCUGCGGAACGAGAUCCGACUAUUGAGGAUGAUAAGUUCCCAGCUGAGCUCACUCGACGAUACACUCUCGUCUUCAAGCCCCGGUCAGGCACUUCCAGCAAGCCCACAAAGGCCCUGGCCGUUCGGCAGGUGCGUGGAGAGCACCUCGGUCACCUCAUCACCAUCCGAGCAAUUGCCACCCGAGUUUCCGACGUGAAGCCAAUCGUUCAGGUCAGCGCAUACACCUGCGAUCGAUGUGGCUAUGAAAUCUUCCAGCCCAUCUCCGACAAACAAUACAGCCCAAUGACGAUGUGUCCAUCAGAGGACUGCAAGAAGAACCAGGCCAAUGGUCAAUUGAACGCAUCUUCCCGAGCCUCCAAGUUCUUGCCGUUCCAGGAGGUCAAGGUUCAGGAGAUGGCAGAGCAAGUGCCCAUCGGCCAGAUUCCUCGAAGUCUUACCGUCCUAUGCCACGGCACCCUGGUCCGACAAAUCAACCCCGGCGAUGUGGUUGAUAUUUCAGGCAUCUUCCUACCCACCCCAUACACUGGUUUCAAGGCCAUGAAGGCUGGCUUGUUAACCGACACCUACGUCGAGGCUCACCAUAUUCUUCAGCACAAGAAGGCCUACAGCGAGAUGAUUGUCGACCCUACCCUGGUUCGACGAAUUGAGAAGUACCGCCAAAGUGGCCAGGUCUACGAGCUACUUGCAAAGUCGAUCGCCCCUGAGAUUUUCGGACAUCUUGAUGUCAAGAAAGCGCUUCUACUGCUGCUCAUCGGCGGUGUUACCAAAGAGAUGGGCGACGGUAUGAAGAUCCGUGGUGACAUCAACAUCUGCUUGAUGGGUGACCCUGGUGUGGCCAAAUCCCAGCUUCUCAAGUAUAUAUCCAAGGUUGCCCCUCGUGGUGUAUACACCUCUGGUCGUGGAAGCAGUGGUGUCGGUCUGACUGCUGCCGUCAUGCGCGACCCCGUCACUGAUGAAAUGGUCCUUGAGGGCGGUGCCCUGGUCCUUGCUGACAACGGAAUCUGCGCCAUUGAUGAAUUCGACAAGAUGGACGACAACGAUCGCACUGCCAUCCACGAAGUCAUGGAACAGCAGACCAUCUCAAUCUCCAAGGCUGGAAUUUCUACUACCCUCAACGCCCGCACAUCCAUCCUUGCCGCCGCUAACCCUAUCUAUGGAAGAUAUAACCCACGCAUCUCUCCUGUUGAAAAUAUCAACCUCCCUGCAGCGCUCUUGUCUCGAUUCGAUAUUCUGUUCCUGCUUCUUGAUACCCCCACUCGCGAUACGGAUGAGCAACUUGCCAAGCACGUUACGUUCGUGCACAUGAACAACCGCCACCCGGAUAUUGGCACCGAUAAUAUCGUCUUUACCCCUCACGAGGUGCGCUCAUACGUCGCCCAAGCUCGUACAUACCGUCCCGUUGUCCCUGAGUCUGUGUCGGAGUACAUGAUCAAGACGUACGUUCGCAUGCGAGACCAACAACAACGAGCCGAGAAGAAGGGCAAGCAGUUCACGCACACCACUCCUCGUACUCUCCUUGGUGUCAUCCGUCUUGCGCAGGCCCUUGCUCGUUUGCGCUUCAGCAACCAGGUGUCCCAAGAUGAUGUCGACGAGGCCCUGCGCCUGGUCGAGGCCAGCAAGGACAGUCUCAAUACCGAUAUUGGUAGCGGUCGGCGCGGUCUGAACGCCAGCAGCAGGAUUUACAACCUGGUCAAGGCCGUGGCUGAUUCAGGUGCUUGCCGUCCUGACGACGCUCAGGAUGAUGACGAGCUUGGCGCUGAGUUGAGCUUGAGGAAGGUCAAGGAGCGUGUAAUCGCCAAGGGUUUCACCGAGGACCAAUGGAUGAAUGCUCUGGAAGAGUACACCACUCUCGACGUCUGGCAAACGACUGGUAAUGGCGCGAGGCUGAUAUUUGUCACUGCUGACAAUGAGAUGGAAGAAGAUAUAGACUUUUAG